Vigna unguiculata (cowpea) is the source of this 1075-nucleotide messenger RNA. RefSeq names its product haloacid dehalogenase-like hydrolase domain-containing protein Sgpp. NCBI's taxonomy places the organism in Eukaryota, Viridiplantae, Streptophyta, Magnoliopsida, Fabales, Fabaceae. The record is from RefSeq and is a predicted model, not a curated record.
UACACUGUCAGGUAUAGCAUAUGGCAUAUCCCAUAUUUACUAUUUUUUUUAUGCUUUUAUGCAGAUUCCAUUGGACUCCAUUAACAUGCUAUUGCCAUUGAAAUUGUUCACGUAACUCUUUCUGUUCUCUCUCUACUCCUCUUCUUUCUCUGCAUUCAGUAACAAUGACUGCUUCUUCAGAGAAUUGCAAUUCAAGCCAGAGUUCUCUCACCAAACUUGCUCCUCUUGAAGCAGUGCUCUUUGAUAUAGAUGGAACUCUCUGUGAUUCCGAUCCUCUCCACUACCUUGCCUUCAGUGAAAUGCUUCAACAGAUUGGUUUCAAUGGUGGUGCUCCCAUAACCGAGGAAUUCUUUAUUGAGAUUGUUGCUGGCAAACACAAUGAUGAUAUAGCACGGUCUCUCUUUCCUGAUGAUCUGCCACGAGGUUUAAAGUUUGUGGAUGAUAAGGAAGCCAUGUUCCGGAGAUUGGCAGCUGAUCAACUGAAGCCUUUGAAUGGCCUUGAUAAAGUGAGGAAAUGGAUCGAAGCUCGUGGGUUGAAGAGAGCUGCAGUUACCAAUGCUCCAAGAGCAAAUGCAGAGCUCAUGAUAUCCUUACUUGGCCUCUCAGAUUUCUUUGAUGCUGUUAUUAUCGGUAGUGAAUGUGAACAUGCCAAGCCUCAUCCAGACCCCUACCUUAAAGGUCUUGAAGCUCUGAAGGCAUCAAGGGAUCACUCAUUUGUAUUUGAGGAUUCUUUUUCUGGGAUCAAAGCUGGAGUUGCAGCUGGGAUGCCUGUUGUUGGAUUGGCUACUAGAAACCCAGAAAAUCUUUUGAUGGAAGCAAAACCUGCAUUUCUGAUUAAGGAUUAUGAUGAUCCAAAAUUGUGGGCUGCUUUGGAAGAACUUGACAAGGCUAGCAGUGCUCCUUCAGUUUGAAUUACUAGUGAAACUGGCAGAAUUUAUUUCUCUUUCUUAGCAAUAAUUUCAUUGCUAGCUAGCUAUGAACCCGUGGGUCAAGCCAAGGACAUUGUAGUGCUAAAGUGUACCGUAGUUUUUGCUCAACAUAAUCAAAUCCUUCAAAUAAUUCAUAAUUACAGUAA